Neodiprion fabricii is the source of this 1002-nucleotide messenger RNA. RefSeq lists its product as uncharacterized. The transcript has 5 exons. The record is from RefSeq and is a predicted model, not a curated record. Bases 484 to 903 code for a protein of 139 amino acids. Lineage: Eukaryota; Metazoa; Arthropoda; Insecta; Hymenoptera; Diprionidae.
AUCGUAAUGUACUUACGUGCCACCGAGUUGUACAGCAAGAGUUCGGUAACGUGCCAAUGUAAAUCGGUCCUAAAAUCAUCCUGGAACCAAUCAAUCGUUACUUAGAUUAACAUUGUUUAUGUUUUACAAUUAUUCUAAUUACGAAUUUGUUCUUCGUGAGAUAUUUCUACACUGAAAACAAUCCGUUCGUUACAGUUAUUAGAAAGUUAUAGUAAAAUGAGUAUCGUCACGAUAAUAGUUUGCAUAUUGUUGGAAUUGAAAUAAAAUGUGGUGCAAGUAACUGUUUAGUUUUAAUUUUACUUGUUGAUGCUACAUUUCCGGGUUAUUUUAGGGUUAAAUCUGUGCUUGGUCGCUGCGGAUGUAAACCUGGUUUUAUUGUCGGUGAGUUGGAAUCGGAGCGCAGCAUUCUGCGUGAUAAAAUAACCAGACGAAGAGUUAUUGGCUUGUGUUUGAUAGUGGAUUCCGACCAAUCAACCUCACACGAUGUCGUUUUUCGCACGCCAGCCCAGCGUUCUGAUCCUUAGCGUUAUGGUACUAGGCGCCAUGAAUGCUCAGGUUACGCAACGAUCCGGAUUUGCGAAUCACCGGCUUUCGGACCAAUAUCGAAGACACAAAGCGCAGCACGAUCACCCUGCGCGUACAGUCGACGUGCUCGAAGAAGCCAGGAGAACGCUAUCGAAUCUCAGCCCUGCAGCGAGACGCUUUCUCUUCAGUCCAACGAUACAGAACACGAUAACAAACUUAAAUAGCAAUACGAACACUCAGGGAAUUCCGACUUUCGGUGACAGCAUAGAGUCCGAUCAAAAAUCGCCGCAAAUACUGGGAUACGUCAAUCCUCACACGGGGGUCGUGGAAUAUGACCUCAGAGGACAUGUGAGGAAAAUUACCUUCUUAAUAGGAUAACGCAAAGCAGCCCGAAUUCGGAAGCGAAAAUUGACAGAUAAGCUAAUAAUCGGUUGACUGUACUCUCGUUACUGAAAUAAACGAAUAAAGAGCAUUGAA